CAUCAGUUAUCCAAUGUUGUUUGGUAUUUAUAUAUGUCAUUGGAAAAGAUAAAAAACUUCUGAGUUCUGAUGCAAGAUAUCAAGAGGUUGGAAAUUUUCAAAUCCAGCAACCAACACAAUUGGGAUCGCUCCAAUCUCCAGCGCAACAGCAAACGCAAUCAAGUGCACAAAGCUUAACACAAACACCACUUACACCAAAAGUUCUACCACAAGCUAUGCCACAACUCACUGCAUUCAUGCAAACUGUACUUCAAUCUGUUAAUCCAAUACAAAUAUUGGCCAUCCAAGAACAUUUGCGCCAUUCUCAGUCUAGAUCAGUGUU
Messenger RNA from Dentiscutata erythropus, 322 nucleotides. The record is from the annotation of a GenBank genome assembly. Lineage: Eukaryota; Fungi; Glomeromycota; Glomeromycetes; Diversisporales; Gigasporaceae.